AUGGUUAAUCCUCUUGCUGAUUACUAUGGAAUUAAUAUCUUGACUAUCUUAUUAUUAUCAUUUACCUUCUUUGGAUGCAGUCAUACCUCUAACAAUCAUGCUUAUCUUUUGAUAAGUGAUAAGCCUUGGAAUCUACCAUUAGUAGAGAGAUUACUUCGAGAGUUAGGGAAGAUAUUCGAUGAUGAUGACAAUACCAAGAUCGACUAUUGUGCUGAUUUGAAUGAUAAAUCUAUUAUAGCUGGUAUGGAUUCAACAGGUUUAGCCAAUAUACGUUGGGGUAUUGGUGAAGAUGUUAUGAAAUGUUUGAAUACUCUUACUAUUACCAGACAUGACGCAUUAUUCACUUUACAUAAUCUACGUUAUGGUGUAGCUGAGGGAUAUUCCUUUACAUCAAUUGCUAAGGAUGCUACCAAGUCUGAGGAAUCUAAUAAAUGUGGAUUUGGUAUAUAUGAUGUUAAAGUAGAUCUUGUUAAAUUCCUCGAUAAUAAGAUAUAUCAAUUUACUGAUAAACUUGAUAAAGAAGUCAGCUCAGAAGAACGUGAAGCAUUCUUAGAAGAUACCAUACCAUCACUUAAGUUCCAUAGUGAGAUUAUGGAUGAAUUCAACAAGCUUAAUGAUGCCCAUACUCUAUAUAUAAGCCCCUAUGAUAUGUUUAUCUAUACCUUACCUAUCUGUUUUGAUACAGACCUUGCGGAAGGAGGAGGUGGUGGUAAUGAUCGACAAGUUAUAUUAUUAUGUAACCUACAUAUGGAGGUUAUGUAUAUGGAAUUAUUGGGUCAUGGUACUACUGAGAUGGCUUCAUCUGGGGAUGAGAUUAUCGAGAUAGAUGAUUCUAAUCAAAGAAUAAAUCAAGCAUUCUUUGUUGGUGAUUCUAUUCAAAUACCAUUAUCAUAUCGUAGCCCACCUAAAAAGCAUUCAAUCGAUAUAACCUUUAGUAAUGACUAUACACCUGCAUUAAAGGAAGAUGCACAUGGAGGGAGUGGUCUUACACGACGUACAUAUAAUGCAUUGGUUAACUUGAAUGAGAAGUUUGAUUAUAUAAUCCUGAGGAUAUAUGUCAACCACAAUCUAAACAUAUGA
Perkinsus marinus ATCC 50983 is the source of this 1080-nucleotide messenger RNA. RefSeq lists its product as hypothetical. Lineage: Eukaryota; Perkinsozoa; Perkinsida; Perkinsidae. The record is from RefSeq and is a predicted model, not a curated record. Bases 1 to 1080 code for a protein of 359 amino acids. The transcript is spliced from 4 exons.